AACAGUAAGCUGUGACGCUAUUGGCGCAGCCUCGACCUGUUUCCUGUGUCGGGUUUGUUUACGUGGUGCUGCGAGGUGGACAAAAUGAUCGGGGAUAUACUGAUAUUCGGGACCUUACUUGUCAAUGCGGGAGCUGUGCUAAACUUCAAACUGAAAAAAAAGGACUCACAAGGAUUUGGAGAUGAAUCUCAUGCACCAACUUCAGGAGAAAAUAUCAGAGAGUUUCUUCUGAGCCUCCGGUACUUUCGGAUAUUUAUUGCCUUAUGGAACAUCUUUAUGAUGUUUUGCAUGAUUUUGUUAUUUGGAGCCUAGGAACAAACCACUUGGAGAGGGAUGUGUAUGUUAUGCAUCAAAUGAAGACACUUUAAUGGAAUUUUUGUAAUCUGUGGGUGUUGUGGGCAACUUCUCUGGUUAUUGGUAUGGGCAUAUUUCAUUCUCACACUCUUUAGUUUGGUCGACCAUAAUAACACUACCAAACAUCAACUUGUCUGUGCUCAUUUAGAAAUGAAGAAUGCAAAGCCUAAUAGACCAAAUGCAAAUUGUUGGGCAACUUCAAAAUAAUCUCUAUCGAUGUAAGGGCUUCGAGGUCUUCGCAGCUGAAAAGAAAGUGAAGAGCCCGAAAAAUUUCAGUAGCAUGCAAGGCCUCUAAAUUCUGACUUUUUACAUGUUCUGUACGAUGAUAUGAACAUGAUGAACAUUUGUCAAUAUAGCAGUUAAGAUUUGUAAGUUGAUAAUGUAUUCUCUCUUUUUUCCUUUAUUAUAGGUAAUACCUUUCCCA
Messenger RNA from Paramormyrops kingsleyae, 778 nucleotides. RefSeq names its product small integral membrane protein 7 (gene smim7). Lineage: Eukaryota; Metazoa; Chordata; Actinopteri; Osteoglossiformes; Mormyridae. The record is from RefSeq and is a predicted model, not a curated record.